Molecule: messenger RNA, 7098 nt
Organism: Frieseomelitta varia
Lineage: Eukaryota; Metazoa; Arthropoda; Insecta; Hymenoptera; Apidae
Product: interaptin-like
Exons: 7
Coding region: 306-4973 (1555 amino acids)
Source: RefSeq, a predicted model, not a curated record
UCUCAAUUUCUCAGGUUUUACUGAGGAAUUGUUGAGAAAAGUAUCUAAGUUGAUGACAGUAGUACAGAUCUCCGACUUCAUUCUUGUAAACAUUGUGUUUGGAUUUAUGAAAGUAAUUGUUUUUCCUAUCUGAGAUUCAUCAGAGUGCAUUUUAUACAAAACAUUCAAUUGAUUAAGUUGUUUGAUUGCAAAAUCAAUCGAAGAACUCUCAAAUAAUGUGUAAUUUUGUAUGUGUAUGGAUACGACAAUCUUGGUUGGACAAUCCAUGACUUCUUAGAUAAUCGUAAUAGCCUUGGAGUUUUACCAUGGAACAAAUAAAUGAAGUGCAUAGUGAUACUAACAAAACAGAAUUGAUAACAUUAGAUGUACCUUCAUUAGCAUCAGAAUCAAAUACUGAUAAUGUAAAGAAUGAGGAAGAUAUUUCAGAAAAUCAAGAAGACAAGCCACAGAAAUGUACAGAUAUUAUAAUUCAGAAUACUUUAUCAACAAAUGAAUAUGAUGCAACAGAUUCAAAUAAAAGAAUUGAAAGUAAAGAAAGUGUUGCAGAAAGCAUAGAUAAUGCUAUAAUUAACGAAGUGACACAAAAAAUAACAAAGAAUGAUGUGCAAAUCCAUGAUCAGUGUAAAAAAAAUGAGAAAUCUCAGGAAGAACAAACAGAGAAGACAAAUGAGAUUGAAGAUAAUUUAAAAUGCAUUGAAAAUACAUCGUUGCAUAAAGAAUGUACAAACAGUGAAAUACUUAAUACAAAUGAGGCUGAACAAAAUUAUGAUGAGAAACAAAAUGUUUGUACAGUAUUAAAUAUAGAUACAGUUGAUGACACUAAUGCUCACUGUCAAGCAUUAAUUAAAACACUUAGUGAAACCUUUGAUGAUAAAGACCAAACAUUACAUGUUACAGAUACAGAGGCAGAUUUGUCUAAACUAGUUGAUAGUAAUUCAGAAGUAAUGGUACUGACUGUAGAAACUAUUAAUGAUUUAAAUGAAAGUACAGAAGAAAAUAUUGUUGUAACUGUACACGAAAAGGACACUGUUGUAAAUUCCAAUGAAAAUAAUGUUUCUGUAGAACAAAAAGAAAUAAAGAAAACUGAAGUUGUAAAUGAAGGAUUUAAUUUAAUAGAUUAUGCUCAAGAAAGUGAUGGAACAAUUAUAGAAGUGAUUUCAACAGAAAUUGUGGAUUCUGAAAUUUGUGAAAAUUGUAACCAGCAAGGCAAUAAGGAAGUAUUAAAUCAUACAGAACCAGAAAAAGAUUCUGUAACUCCUAUUACUUCAGAAGUAAUUAAUAAUCCAGAAACUAUGGAUGAUGUUAAUAUUAAAGAAGACAACAUAAAGAUAGAGGACAAGAAUACUGAUGAAAGAUAUAAUGUAGAACAAGAAAAAGUAAAUGGAAAUAGCAAGACUGAAUCUUUUGAUAGUUCACAUAAAAUUAAUGUAGAAAAGAAAAUUAUUCAUAAUAAAAUUACCUUACCUACAUAUGUCACGAAUACAGAAGGAGAAAAUAAAUCUAUAAAUGAACCGGGUAAAGUGGGGACAACUAAUAAAAGAAGUGUAAUUCAAGAUAUCUUCGAUGACUGGGGUGAUGAAAAUAUAGAAGAUGAUAAUCAGUCUAAAACACCAGAUACUGUAGAAAUUGAAUUGAAAAGUUUAUUAAAUGACACAAAAACACAAACAAUAGAAGAGAGCACAGUUGUGCUACUUGAAGAAGAAAUUACGUGUAUUGAGAAAGAAUCGGUUGUAGAUAAUGGAAAGAUUAUAGAAGUUGCUACACAAAAUAAAGAAAUACAAAUAUCAAAGGAACAAAUGGAUAACAAUCAAAUAACAAAAAAACAACAAAAUAGUAUGAAGUCAUCACUUAAAGAACAAUUAACUUAUUCUAUAUCACAGGCAGUUGGAAAGCCUACAAAAGAUUCAAUACACGAUACUGUUGCAUUUAGUCAAACUUCAUCGUCACAGGUUGUGCCUACUAAUCGUCGUAAUUUAACCAAUCAACCUUCGCCAGUCGAAAUAGCAGAAGCACUAAAAGAACGACUCCGCGAAAAGCAAAAAGUAGUAGAACAACCACCACGACCUGAUAUAGUUUUUGUUAAAAAACUAACCCAGAGAUUAUCAAGUAAACUAGUAGGUAGUCCAGGAACUUCUUUACCAGCACUUAUACCAUUACCUCAAUCUAUUAAUCAAUCCCAACUUGAUAAAAAACUGGUAGAUAAUACUAAUACAGAAACUAACAAAGAAAGUAAUUCUGAUAAUAAAGAAUUGUUGGCAAUAUUAGAAGGUGAUGUUGAUCCAGAUUGGUCUAAUUUGAAACCACCAGUUUUAACAGAAGAAGGAAAACGUUCAGUAAAGAUUGAACAAAGUGGUUAUAAUACACCACCAAAACUUGAUCCUUUAGUUGAAAGAGAAUUAGCUUUGAAACAACUUCUGGAAUUACCAAUUACGCCACCUAAAAAAAAUGUACAGAAGAAGAAGAAAACACCUAUUAAAACAUCUAAAGCAGUGAAAAAAGUUAUGUCCAACAUAGAAAAAGAAAUAACUGAAACUAAUCCAAUAAAUGAAAUUACGGAAUCUAUAGAGAAUAAAAAUCCUUCUGAUACUGCUUCGUCUUCUUUAUUUAUUGAAUUUCAUACUCCAGAAAAGAAAACAGAUGUACAAGAUGUACGAUUAGAUGAAUCAAGAUCAGGCAGAAAACGAAAACUUACAGAAAAAGCUAGAGAACAUGAACAACAACAAAAUAUUGUAAAACGUCAAAAAAUAUAUAAAGGAAAGGUUUCACCAGGCAAGAAACAACCUCAAGAACAAAAUUUAGCUGAUAUUAAUUCAUUAACUGAAAAUCAUAUAUCUAAGGAAACUAUAGUACUUGCUAAUGACGAGGCUACAAGAACAGAUGAAAUAACAAAUAAACAUGUCACAAAUAAUAAUAAAGUAGAUGUAGCAUUAAACAAACUUGAUGACACACAAAAUGUAUGUAAUUUAAAACUUUUGAAACAAAAUCUUAGUAAAAAAGGAUCGCAGUCUCCUGAUAAACAAAAUAUAGUAGUAAAAAAGAUAUUAAAAAAUAUACCUUCUAAUAAAAAAACUGUUGCUGUAAAAAAUAAAUUAGGCACAUCAAAGAAAUCAGGGUCAAAGAUAGUUCCAAAAUCAAAAAGAUCUACAGAAAUCUCUAUUGGAGAUCCUAAACCAAAAAAGAAGAUCAUAAACGAAAUAGAUAGAUUACUUCAAGAUGAAGGUGUUGUAAAUUUAUUAUACGAUGUAGAACAACCUGAUAAAAAAAGAUUAGUUCCCAUUACUAAGUCCCAAGCAAAAGUUAUGGAUAUACAAAAAGUACAACGUGAACUUAAACUUAGAAAAAGGUUAGUACGUAAUGCAGUUUUAAGAUUACGUACUUCAACAACUGGUGUAUCAAAAGUUUCUCCAAGAUCUAAAAGAACUUCUUUAUAUCCAAAUGAUAUACAAGUAGAUAAAAAACUUGGAGAUCAAACUGCAUCAACAAAACAAAUGAAUUUAACAUCUCAAGAGUUUAUUUUACCUGCAAAGAUAAGAAAUGCAGCAGAUGCAUCUGUUAUAAUUAGGAGACAUUCAUCUAGUUCAUUUUCUAGUGCAUCUGGAAGUCCUAGAGUUAGUAUUGAUAGUCCAGAAAAGAAUGAAGUUAUUAAAGUUGAUGAAGGAGGAUCCCAUUCUUUAAGGUCUACAAAAAGACGAUAUUCACAAGAUGAAAAAGUAAAUAUAAAAAAAAGUAAAAAGAAGACGAUACAGAAAAGUGAUACAGGAAAUGAUCUUGAUACUCUAGAAAAUAAGAUUGUAUUUCCGGGACGUUUCAAUAAAAAAAUGGAUUCAAAAAAGCCUGAUAAAAAUUCCAAACAGAUAGAAACAGAUGAAACUAAUAAUGAUUUAGGAAAAAUUAUUACAAGAUCAAAUGGUACAACUACAGGUAAAGUAACAUCAAAAACAAAGAAAACUACAAAGAACAAAGUUACAUUUGCUAAAACAAGUGAAUCAGAAAACAAUGAAGAAUUUUGCAAAGAAGAAGAUAAACUUUCAGCCUGUCUUGCAGAAGCUGCAAAUGCUCUAUCAAUAGUCAAUGCUGGAAAUCGAAUUAUAAGUUCAGCAGCAAAUCGUAAAAAUAAAGCCAAUGUGAAUAUCACUAAAACAUUGGAAGUGGAUAAUAAUAAAACAAAAAUGGAAACUCGAAGUCAAUUUAGUAAUAAAGAAAUAAAUAUACGUCGACAUGGAAAUCUUGUGCAAUUAAUACUUACACCAUCAUCUUUAACAAAAAUAAGAAAUGCUCUAACUCUCCAGGUGAUGCAAGAAUUUCGCGAGACAUUAUCAAUUUUGAAAAAAGAUGAUGAUUGCAAAGUAGUUUUAUUAACAUCAACAGGAAGUAGUUUUUGUGAAGGUCUUGAAUUAUCUAUGUUAUUGCAUACAAAUAAAGAAGAACGGCGAAUGCAUGCCCAAGAAAUGGCAGAUGCAGUUAAGGACUUCAUUAAAAGUUUAGCAUCAUUUAACAAACCUAUUGUUGCUGGAGUUCAGGGAGCUGCAGUUGGACUUGGAGUAACAAUGUUGCCUUUAUUUGAUCUUGUGAUAGCUAGUGAUAAAGCUACAUUCAGUACACCUUAUGGUAAAUUAGGACAAAUUGCUGAAGGUGCUGCUGUAUUCACUUUAUCGCAUAUAUUGGGAAGUGCAAUUACAAGUGAAUUAUUAUUAGGUGGAAGAACAUUAACAGCUAGUGAAGCAUUAAGAGCUGGUCUUGUUACUCGAGUUCUGUGGCCUGAUAGAUUUCAAGUUGAAUUAUUACCGACAUUAAAAGCUAUGAGUGAACAAUCUUCACAAUCUAUGGAAGCUACAAAGGCAUUGUUACGUCAUAGUUUGAGAAAAAAAUUGGAUGCGGCAUUAGAAUCAGAAACAUAUUUGCUGAUACAACAUUGGUGUUCUGUAGAAUGUCAAGCUGCUAUAAAAGCUUACAUUGAUGGAAAAGUCCAGUGAAAUUUAAAUGGUAAUACUCUGUUUUAUCUGUACAUCUGUUUUUAAUCAUUUGUAACUUAUAUGCUAGAAAAAAAAUAACGAGAAUAUUAAGCAUGGAUGAGACAAUUAUUUUCAUGAAGUAUUAAAUAUGACGGUAGUAAUUUUAUAGUACAUACAUAUAACAAUAUGCAAAGUGUAAAUACAUGUUUGUCAUUGUUAUAUAUAAUUUGUAUAUGAAAUUAUAUAAUAUAUUAUUUCUUUAAAAAAGGAGAUUGUUUCAAAAUUAGUUUUCACAUUUAUUAUCUGUUAUUCUAUUAUUAAACAUUGUAUAUAAAAUUAUAAUUCAUUAUAAAUGAUAUUCAAAACACAAAAAUAAUAAUGAGUUAAUUAAAAUAUCUUCUAAAAAGACUUCAAAAAAUUCAAUUGUGUGCUAUAGAUGCCUACUGAUUUUGAAUGGAAGUACUAACGUCAAAUUCCAUACGUUGUAAAUUGGAUUUGAAGAUUAAUAACGAGAUAAUUAAUUUGAAGAAUACAAGAAAAAAAAUCACGGAUCUGGUGUGUCAUUUUAUAUCAGCCAACGCACGAUUAUUAUAAAUGCGAUUAUUAUAUAUAAAAUAUAAUAAUUAUCCGGAUGAACUAUUUUAAUAUUAGAUGAUUUAGAUAUAUGGAUUUACAUGCACGCAUGAUCAUACACAAAAUAUUUCAUGUUAUUGUUUUGAGUAAUUUUUAAAUUAUGCUUUACCUAAAAAAAUAUGUACAGGGCAUCCACAAAUUUAUUGUCUGGUGUUUUUUCUCGUAAACAAUAGAUGGAAAAAUGAAAAAGGCUAAAGUACUCUUUUUUUCUAUAUGCAAUGUAAUGAUACGUAAUCGUUGAAUUCAUCUUCAUAUUCGCUUUCAUAUAAUAUAAAAAAAUAAAUAUAACAUUCCAUUUAAAAAAAUUGAAGGUUACUUUCAGUUCUCAAAAAGCAGUAUGACUAGAAAAAAUUUCUAUUACAUUGCGUACAGAAAACAAUAUAACUUUAUCUUCUUUCAUUUUUCCAUAGCAUCAAUCGAAAAAGCUGGACAGUAAAUCCGUGAACACCUUGUAUUUUCUGUUUUAUUCAGAAACAGAAAAUAUAUAGAACAUAAUCGAUUUUGCACAAUUUAAUAUUUUGUGUAAAAAAAGAAAAGAAAAAAUAAAUGGCGAAAAAAUCAUUAAGUAAUGCUUAAAUAUAAAGAAACUCAUGAUAUAAAUGCUUGGAUUAUCCAAGACGAUAAUAUAUUACGCAUCUCAUUUUGUAUAUGUGUGUGUAUGUAAAUUUUUUUAUAGUAUAUCAUUAUUGUAGAAUAAAAUAAGAAAUGACCAUUGUAAGCAUUAGGGUGAAUUUGUGUUCUUUGCACACAUCAAUAAAUUUUGAACAGAAUGUAAUCUUAAAUUACAUAUUAAAACGUAAUUUAUACUUCUUUUAUACUUGACAUAAUGUUGUGCCUUGGUCAAUUUAUAAAAGAAUAAGAAAUAUAGAUAUAGAAAGAAGAUAUUUGUAAUUACACUCUGGAAAAAGUACAACAAUUGACUGAUGAUUAAAAUAAUUUUAAAUAUAUCAAAUUGUUUUUAAAUAAUUUUUAUUCAAUUUGUUGAUAACGUACAUGAUUAUAUAUUUCAGAUUGUUUAUUUCUAUUAUUAGUUAUAUAUACUUCAAAUAUCAACAUAUAUACAUAAGUAUUUUAUAUGUAUGUAUUGCUUUCAACAAUACAAUCAUAUUGGAUAUAUUUUAUGUCAAAAAGCAAUUAAAUUAUUUUAUGAUACAAAUAAUGUAUUUUACUUCAAAAUCAUGUAAAUCAUAAAUAUAAAAAAUAUAUAAAAUAGUUAUUUUAAAAUAACGUAGCGUUAUAGACAAGUUCAAAGAAGGGCCAUUCCAGAAAAUGGACUUAUAACCUUCCUUGAACUUAAUGUAUGAGAUUUAAGGAUCAUAAGGGGCUAUGAAAUAAGACUCAAGGCAACAUUGAGAAAUUUCAUUGAAUACUGUUCAAAAACAUGGAGUAUGUUGUAAAGAAUACAGUCGCUCUUGUACAAAUGUUACACAUGUAAGAAUAAGCCAUUCUAAAACAUUGUAUUAUCAUUGAAUAUAAAGCCCAUACAAAUAUAAAGGAAAUAUUCACAAGCCAA